This is a messenger RNA of Salvelinus sp. IW2-2015, 2317 nucleotides long. The record is from RefSeq and is a predicted model, not a curated record. Lineage: Eukaryota; Metazoa; Chordata; Actinopteri; Salmoniformes; Salmonidae.
AUAACAAUAUGGGGAUGAGGUAGUUKGGUGUGCUGUUUACAGAUGGGCUGUGUACAGGUACAGGGCUGUGUACAGGAUGCAGUUGGUUAAGAGCAGCUGCAGAAACUUGUAGUCAACUGAUCACAUGGUUUUUGUGAAGUUCAUGCAGUCGACAUGUAGGCACAGGUGGUAGAAGUUUUAUCCUCAUAAUGCAACACAUUUUGACCUUGAAAGGCGACUUGACAAAACCGAUACACUAUAAAUGCACCCAAUGUAAUGCGGUAGGUGUUUCAUCAGCUUCCCAAAUGGCUGCUUCAUCAAACAACAACAGAACCUCAAUAUCCUCAAUAACUUUAGUUUGUGCCUUGACCUGACUCUGACCUCUGUUAUUAYACACUCAGCACCUUCUUUUUUCCGUUCUCAGAGAGCGGUUUGGCCGUUGCCAUGGAGAACCAAAAGAUGAGCGUUGACGAAGGGGACRAGCUACAACUCGCCUGUAGAGUGAGCGGGGGUCAGCUCUCCGUCACCUGGAAAUACAGAYCAGCCUCCACGACAACGGGCUCCUUCAGUUAUGUUACUAGCCUAAGCCGGAGUCUCUGAUGAGGGUGGACCUGAAGAGUCGCGGUAUUGAGGUGACAGAGGGGUGUGAGGUGGAGCUGGUGUGUCGGGUUCGAGGGCCCUCCCUCCCGGUCACUGUGACGUGGAGCCUGCAGCGUGAGAGGGGGUUGGCCCCGAACAACAUCCUGACACUGACAUCAUGUGGCGCGGCGACCAGAGUAACUACCAGUUGAGGGUGACCACUGGCAAGGGGGAGGUGCAUCACAUCCACCACGAUGCAGUGAUAACACUAGGGGCGGAAUUAGGCACAGAACAGCGAAUCAGUAUGAGAAGACGUGAGAGGUGGAGCUUCGAACUGACCAUUCAACAAGCCCGUAGCUGGGACAGGGGGAGGUAAUACUGUGUGGGGGAGGAGUGGCUACAGGAUCCUCACGGCGUAUGGUACAAGCUCCUGUCCAACUCUGCAGCUAUGGAACUCUGCCUACAAGAGACGGGUGAAUUAUCCUGAUGACAAGGCAACAAAACACUGCAUCGUGAGUGACCUCAGUGUUAACAAGACAGAUCUGGACAUGGAGGUCAGAGAGGGGAAGCGGGUGGAGCUGACCUGCACUUUGACCUCAGGUGACCCUGCCUCUCUCUACGCACUCACCUGGUUCUACAUGAGGCGUGGCUCCUCCUCCUCUCACAGGGUUCCCCUGGUGAUUCUAGGCCAUAAUGGCACCCYGAAAUACCCAGAUGACAACCAAGGGCUCCAGGACCAGAAGGGGAGGCUGAUCUUCUCCAGGAACACUCAUGGUACCUUUCUGCUGGGUCUACAGGGAGCUCGUCAGGAUGRCAGUGGAGUUUACCAGUGCCAUGUGGACCAGUACAAGUACAGUCAUGAUGGCAACUGGGAAUGUAGCGCCUCCGACCAAUCAGGCAGAACCAACCUCACUGUACGACGACCAAUAGAACUUGAGUCUGAGUUGCUGUCUGAACCAGGAUUCCCCACUGGAUUAGUUAUACUCAUCUUCAUCCCUCUUGUCUGUAUCCUGGMAAUUGUCAUCAYGAUGCUGUCAAUCAAGCUGAAGAAACAAGCCAAAUCUCUGUGGGCGGAGGAAAACCCACUGAAGCCAUGCCCGGAAGAAUGAGAACAGAAGAGAGGUGAGGAGGGAGAUAGAGAGAGGAUGAGAAGARCUAAGGAAAUAGGAGGAGUACAUAAAAGAGGAGAAGAAAUGAGGGGAGAAAAGGAGAGGAUGUGAGAUGGGGAGAGAUGAUAAGAUGGUGAAGGGGGGAUAAGUGAGAAAAUAGGAAAGGAGAUAAGGGAGAGCUGAGCAGCAUUAGAGCUUUUUUUCAUUUUUAUGUGAUUGAUUUUUAAUUCCAAGCACCUUUUUACUUGUUAACACAAAAGGAUUUACAUUUACUUCCUUUACGCAUAAUUAGAACUUUAAGUGUACAUUGGCACUCCUUUGAGAGAACUUAAUGAGUUUUGAUAGAUUCAAGAAGAACAAGGCAGAAACAACAUUUGAUUUUGAUGUGAACCAUCCAGAGCUGGUUUUAGGGGGUAAUGGACAUUUUUACGYGGAGUGGAACAGGGGAACCCAAGAGCAGACUCAGACGAGGGGACUGGGAUGAAGUAACCAAGGUAUUUAUUUAAACAUGGGGAAGAUGGAGUGCAGGCCAGGGGAAGCUCAGGUGGGUUGCAGGAAACCAGGUGCAGAGGCUGGAGCGAGAAGGGUUGGGACAGGGUAAGCAGGUCCGGAGGGCAUCCACAGGAGUAGUAGAGUGGGGAAUCCAGGAC